AGUGUUAUGAGUUGCUCGCGGGGGUGAAGAUGAACAGGUUGAUUUUGCCGGUGCUGUUUGCGGUUUUCUGUCAGGUACAUGCAGUGCCUUUGCACACUGAGGAAGAUGAGUAUCUUUUCAAAUCAUGGAUGUCUCAGUAUAAUAAAAAAUAUGAGAUAAAUGAAUAUUACCAGCGGCUGCAGAUAUUCCUGGAAAACAAGAAGAAGAUUGAGCACCAUAAUGCUGGAAACCACCAAUUUUCAAUGGGACUGAACCAGUUUUCAGACAUGACCUUUGCUGAAUUUAAGAAGUCCUACCUCCUGACAGAGCCUCAGAACUGCUCAGCCACUAGAGGGAAUCAUCUGAGCAGUAAUGGUCCUUAUCCUGAUAUGAUUGACUGGAGAACCAAAGGACACUAUGUAACUGAUGUCAAGAAUCAGGGACCUUGCGGUAGCUGCUGGACUUUCUCCACCACAGGCUGUCUAGAGUCCGUCACUGCUAUUGCCACAGGGAAACUCCUACAACUAGCAGAGCAGCAGCUUGUAGACUGCGCAGGUGCUUUCAACAAUCAUGGCUGCAACGGUGGCCUCCCAAGUCAAGCCUUUGAGUACAUCAUGUACAACAAAGGUCUCAUGACUGAAGACGAUUACCCCUAUACGGCUAGGGAUGGUGAAUGCAGAUUCAAACCACAGCUGGCUGCUGCUUUUGUGAAGGAUGUUGUAAACAUCACAAAGUAUGAUGAAAUGGGCAUGGUGGAUGCUGUGGCCAGGUUGAACCCUGUCAGCUUUGCAUAUGAGGUUUCAAGUGAUUUCAUGCACUACAAAGAUGGAAUAUAUACCAGCACCAAGUGUCACAACACUACUGACAUGGUGAACCAUGCAGUGCUUGCUGUGGGUUAUGCUCAGGAGAACGGAACUCCGUACUGGAUAGUGAAGAACUCCUGGGGAACCAACUGGGGAAUUAAAGGAUAUUUCUACAUUGAGAGGGGAAAGAACAUGUGUGGACUUGCUGCUUGCUCAUCCUACCCUUUACCUUUGGUGUAAAUAACUGAAAAUUAUUUACUUUUACCACAAAAAGGGAGAUGAGUAAUUAUAUUUACGUCUCACACAGAAUAAUUGUAUGCACAAUGGACAACGUCUUCAAUGAUGAGACAUAAUAGUCUGUAUCAGCUACCAGUAAAUCAAUAAUUAUGUUUUCAUUCAUUUAAAACAUUCACUGACACUCCAUUAGCUAUUAAUGUGCCUGAAGUUGAUUACUUUGUAAUGGUCAAAAUUAUUGUACUGAAAUAAAUAUUUUCUCAGGGA
Megalobrama amblycephala (Wuchang bream) is the source of this 1283-nucleotide messenger RNA. RefSeq names its product cathepsin H (gene ctsh). Gene Ontology annotation, cellular component: lysosome. Gene Ontology annotation, biological process: immune response. Gene Ontology annotation, molecular function: cysteine-type endopeptidase activity. NCBI's taxonomy places the organism in Eukaryota, Metazoa, Chordata, Actinopteri, Cypriniformes, Xenocyprididae. The record is from RefSeq and is a predicted model, not a curated record. Bases 30 to 1022 code for a protein of 330 amino acids. The transcript is spliced from 12 exons.